Messenger RNA from Larimichthys crocea (large yellow croaker), 1831 nucleotides. RefSeq names its product NK2 transcription factor related, locus 9 (Drosophila) (gene nkx2-9). NCBI's taxonomy places the organism in Eukaryota, Metazoa, Chordata, Actinopteri, Sciaenidae. The transcript is spliced from 2 exons. Gene Ontology annotation, molecular function: DNA-binding transcription factor activity, RNA polymerase II-specific; RNA polymerase II cis-regulatory region sequence-specific DNA binding. Gene Ontology annotation, biological process: cell differentiation; regulation of transcription by RNA polymerase II. Gene Ontology annotation, cellular component: nucleus. The record is from RefSeq and is a predicted model, not a curated record. Bases 767 to 1483 code for a protein of 238 amino acids.
CUUGAAUUUGUCACCAACUAAAAUAUCAUAAAUCAUCCAGCAAAGUUUUGUUUUGUUUUGUUUUUUUCCUCUGUUGUUGAGAAAAUGUUUGCGCAUGUUUGGGAUUCCUCCACCAUCCAUAAACGUCACAAAAAAAACAACUUCUCACGCCCGCAAUUAAUGCGCCUCUAAUGGACGUAUUAGUUAAACCAACUUGCGGGGCAUCACGCUAAUUGCUCACUUUGUAUGCAAAUGUUGGACACGUUGUUUGGUCGAGAGGAGAGGAGGAGGAGGAGGGAUGAGAAGGAGGUGGAGGGGGGGUUGAUGAUGGGACGGCCUCUGUUGUCAGUUGCCACCCAAGACGUGAUUCAGCUCCAACAAUUACCAUUAUCUGUUUCCCAGUUUGACGAUACGAGACGAAUCUGUAAUGAUGACGAGUGUUUCCUUCGCUCAUUGUUGAAGCGCUGAAGAGUUUUUUUUUUCUUACUCCACACCUACCCAUCAUUGGGCGAGCGCACUCCAGCCAUUCAGGUACUCAGGCGGAGGAGGAGGCUUUAUAAAGCGGAGAGCAGCCUUGUGUUUGCAGCUUAUGGAGUGCUGUUUGUGUAAACACUGAACCCCAGCCGUGCACACAUUCCGGUUUCCGAGCUGGUGUUUGGACAGCGCGUAAAAGUGGAUUUUUUUUCUCUCCUCCUCUUCUGGAUAGAUUGAACGUUGAGAGUGUUUGUUUAUUUGUUUAUUUGUUUUGGGGGGUGAAACAUAAUCCGGAUUGCACGCACAGGACGCGAUGGCUGCCCCGACCAAGUUCAGUUUUUCCGUCAGGAGCAUCCUGGAUUUGCCCGAGCAGGAUGGGGAGGCAGCGCCGCUGCUGCGGUCCUCCCCGGCUUACUCCUCCUGCUCCUCCAGCUCGCCUUACACCUCCUGGAUGGAGUGCGACAGGAGCCCAUGCAUAUCUUCUGAUGAAGGGAGCAUCGAGGCCUCCCCCGACUCCACCAAGCCGGAUGACUCGUCCCUGGACUCGGAGCCCGACAAGGGCAAAAAGAGCAAGAAGCGCCGGGUGCUGUUCUCCAAGGCCCAGACCCUGGAGCUGGAGAGGCGCUUCCGUCAGCAGCGUUACUUGUCCGGCCCGGAGAGGGAGCAGCUCGCCCGCCUCCUCAGCCUGACCCCGACACAGGUGAAGAUCUGGUUCCAGAACCACCGCUAUAAGAUGAAGAGAGGCCGGGCUGAAGGAGGGAUGAUGCAGGAUGUGGAGAUAGCGCAGCCUCCGGUGCUGCGCCGGGUCGUUGUUCCGAUCUUAGUCCGGGAUGGGAAACCCUUUCACACCUGCUUACUUGACACCGAGAAGGUUGGCUGUUUACCUCCAUCUCCAGCGGUGCCUUUCCCCUUAGCCUACCCGUCUCUUCAGCAUCCGUCCCCCGUCUCUCUCCCACCAAGGUACCACCAGCACUUUCCCACCGCGGCGGCCUCCAGAUUCGCCUGGAGAGACUUUUGGAGUCCACUUUAAUUCCGUCUCUCUCUUUUUAAAGCGAAGGCCUCGUUUCAAUGCACGAACUCAUUUAGAAUUGCAUCAAAUGUUUUCUGAAUGUUUUAGCAACUUAAACAUUUAGAUUUCCACAGAACGAAAAAUAUUUUGCACAUUUUAUUUUCAUACUUUUUUGUUUUUGCGCGUGUUUGUGACUAUUUUUUAAAAAAAAUGCUGAUUAUAUUUUGGCCUUACAGGUGUAGCCUGUAGAUUUUUUUUUUUUUAAUUAUCCUCUGAGAUAUUGUAUUUGUAUUUGUGAAGUUACAUAAUAUUUGAAUGAAGAUGAAUAAUGUUCAGAGAUAGAAAGAGGUGUAGCAGCAAAAGCCACUA